This is a messenger RNA of Corapipo altera (White-ruffed manakin), 915 nucleotides long. It is a transcript of the gene CRISP2, whose product is annotated as cysteine rich secretory protein 2. The coding region runs from base 33 to 773 and encodes 246 amino acids. Gene Ontology annotation, cellular component: extracellular region. The record is from RefSeq and is a predicted model, not a curated record. The transcript is spliced from 8 exons. NCBI's taxonomy places the organism in Eukaryota, Metazoa, Chordata, Aves, Passeriformes, Pipridae.
UAGACACAGACAGAUUCUGGCUGGCUGAAGAAAUGGAUCUACUACCUGCAAUCAUUUUCCUGGCUGCUCUGCUACACCAGUGUGAUGGACAGGGUUUUCCAGAUAAAACAGCAAAAAUUUUCUCCUUUCCUCAUUCUAAGUCUAAAAACCAAAAAGAGAUCCUUGAUCAACACAAUGAAAUACGCAGAUCUGUACUUCCCACAGCCAGGAACAUGUUGAAGAUGGUGUGGAGCGAUAAAGCUGCCAAAAAUGCUCAGAAGUGGGCAAAUACGUGUCAGAUGAGAAUCAGUCCAAGGGAGCAGAGAACCCUUAAUGGUGUCACCUGUGGUGAGAAUAUACUGCUAUCAUCUUACCCAAGAACAUGGCCUGAAACAAUCCAAACAUGGUACAGUCAGUCCUCCAAUUUCAAAUAUGGAUAUGGAGCAACCUCCAAAAAUGUCAAUAUCGAGAGCUACACUCAGCUUAUCUGGUACAACAGUUACCAGGUUGGAUGUGCGGUUUCCUACUGCCCUACAAGCUCCUACAAGUACUUUUACGUUUGCCAAUACUGCCCUGCAGGAAAUAACGCAAUGCAAAUAGCUACACCUUACAGAAGUGGACCAAAAUGUGCAGACUGUCCUGGCCACUGUGACAAAGGGCUUUGCACCAAUCCUUGCAAGUAUCAAGAUCUCCUUGGAAACUGCAAGAACCUGAAAACUUUGUUUGGCUGUAGCCACUCACUGGUGAAGCAAAAGUGUCCUGCAACCUGCAAAUGCACCACUCAAAUCAUAUAAAGUCCUGGUGGAUGUCGUUACAGCUGCUGUGAGACUCAUAGGAGAAGCGUAGAACUCACUGUGAAGUGUAUUCACCCUCAGUGCAUCUGCUCAGAUUGACCUAUAGAUAACAAUUUUAUCUGGAAUCUGACCAUUACUUUAG